AUGGACCGCGGGAGCCUUGUCGCCGUUCUGCUAGCAAGCAUCCUGCACUCGGCCGUCGUCGCCGCCGAGGACCGGCACGUUUUCCUGAACUGGGAGGUGUCCUACUCCGUGCGAUCCCCGCUGGGCGUCUCCAAGAGGGUGAUCGCCAUCAACGGCCGGCUCCCCGGGCCGCUGCUCAACCUCACCACCAACGACGUCGCCCACGUCAACGUCGUCAACACCCUAGACGAGCCUUUCCUCCUCACAUGGAACGGUCUGCAGAUGAGGAGAAACUCGUGGAACGACGGUGUGGCGGGCACGAACUGCGCGAUCCAGCCCGGGGCGAACUGGACCUACGUGUUCCAGGCCAAGGACGAGAUUGGCAGCUUCUUCUACCGGCCGUCCCUGGGGCUGCACGCCGCUGCCGGCGGCCAUGGCCCCAUCCGCGUCAACAACCGCCCGGUCAUCGACGUCCCGUUCCCCCAUCCCGACGGCGAGUUCGACGUCCUCAUAGGGGACUGGUACAACAUGGACGCAAAGGAAAUGAAAGAGCGCCUGGACAGAGGCCGUGGACUGCCGCCGCCGGACGGCAUCUUGGUCAACGGCUUGGGCCCUUACGAGGCGGAGGUGACGUUCAAGGCAGGGCGCACGUACCGGCUUCGCGUGUCGAACGUGGGCGCGAGGACGUCGCUCAACUUCCGGCUCCAGGGCCACAAGCUGCUGCUGGUGGAGGUGGAGGGCACCUACACCCUGCAGAAGCACUACGCCUCGCUGGAUGUCCACCCCGGCCAAUCCGUCUCGGUCCUCGUGGCGGCCGACCAGGCGCCCAAGGCGUAUUACAUGGUCGUCAGCUCGCUCUUCGUCCUCCCGGAGAUCUUCGGCGUCGCCACCGUCCUCUACGCCGGCUCCGGCGAGCAGCCGCCUUCCGGCGACGCCCCGCUGGACGAGCGCUCCUCGCACAACAACUACAACCGUUCCAUGGAGCAGGCCAUGUCCAUAAGGAUGAACUUGACCUCCGGCGCGGCACGGCCCAACCCGCAGGGCUCCUUCCACUACGGGGAUAUCAACGUCACCCGCACCCUGCUCCUCCGGAACGAUGAGUCCGACAUCGGCGGCCGGCGGAGGUGCACGGUGAACGGCGUGGCCUUCGCCAACGCGGGCACGCCACUGAAGCUGGCCGAUUACUUCAGGAUCGCCGGCGUCUUCAAGGUCGUCUCCGGCAGGCCGGAGACGAGGAACCCGUCCCUCGGCACCACGGUCAUCGACGCCUCCUACCGGGACUACGUCCAGAUCGUGUUCGAGAACAGGCUGCCGUCCAUGCAGACCUGGCACCUCGACGGCCACAGCUUCUUCGUUGUCGGGAUGGCGUGGGGCAAAUGGAGCCCGGACGCAAGGUCGACGUACAAUCUGGUUGACGCCAUGUACCGGUCUACCGUGCAGGUGUAUCCCACGUCAUGGACCGCUGUGCUGGUGUAUUUGGAUAACGAGGGCAUGUGGAACCUGAGGUCUCAAGAUGUGGAGAAGAGGUACCUAGGCCAAGAGCUGUACCUGCGAGUGAGGCAGGGCGACUCCGAAGUGCCUGAUCCCAGAGACGAGCUGCCCAUGCCUUCCAAUGCUCUCUUGUGUGUUUUUUGA
Messenger RNA from Triticum urartu, 1614 nucleotides. RefSeq names its product monocopper oxidase-like protein SKS1. The record is from RefSeq and is a predicted model, not a curated record. Gene Ontology annotation, molecular function: oxidoreductase activity; copper ion binding. NCBI's taxonomy places the organism in Eukaryota, Viridiplantae, Streptophyta, Magnoliopsida, Poales, Poaceae.